Peronospora belbahrii is the source of this 1074-nucleotide messenger RNA. NCBI's taxonomy places the organism in Eukaryota, Oomycota, Peronosporomycetes, Peronosporales, Peronosporaceae. The record is from the annotation of a GenBank genome assembly.
AUGACACGGGUUCAAACCCAUGAACUCAGUCGUUUUGAGCAACCAAGAGCAAAUUUCCAAGGACUUGUAGCGAUUAAAAAAUAUCGUCGAGCUGCUGCCGGUCGUGACGUUUGGAACGCAUCAGAAUUCAGACCACCACACGUGCUUUUGCGUACAUUGAAGCAUUUAUUUACGACAGUAUUGUCGUGGCCUCAGAGUGGUUUUAAUUGCCGUAAAUGUGCUCAACUGGACGAAUUCCUAGCAGUUUAUCACUUUGUGAAUGAUCGUGUACGUAGUAUCCGACAAGAUUUUACAGUUCAGAGGAUCGAGGAUGUGUCACUAGUGACGGCAUUGCAACAGAUCACACGGUUUUAUCUAGUGGUGAGAUUACGCUCGGUGCAAUUAUUCGGUGGUUCCAAGGCACAACAAGAUUGGAGUGAUAGAUUGAAUGAUGAACAAUUAAUGUCAGCGCUUUCGCAACUUGAGACACUGUAUCGUAUGCAUGAGUUUGUGCCCGAGAGCGACCAAGAUGAUUCAGAACGAAAGGAUGCCGAGGAAUUUAUUGGGUAUGAUCUGCUGUUGCAUGCUGAUGAACCGCAACAUGUGGCCUGGAUGUUGCGCAAGCAUUCAUCAAAGCUACGUAGCUUACCAAUGGUGCAACGUGCUUUGCGGACGUGUGUGGCAUUGCAGACAGAUGACUUUAAUGCGUUUUUUAUCGAGUUUCACGCCAUGACGCUGCUGGAACAAGCUGCGUCGCUGCGUCAUCUUGUAAAAGUAUGGACCCGCAGUUUGCACAUGAUGAACAAAAGCUUCGGCAAACAGGAUCGCUUUUCGCUGGAAGAACUCGCACGCUGGAUGAACCUGGCUGACCCGAACAGUCAAGACGAGGGUGGCCAACUUGCGGAGAGGCUUUGCAACGGCUUGAACAUCCAGACACAGCGGUAUCCACCAUCAUUACCACCACCACCUCAAAAUGAUGCCGGCCGUGUAGUUGAGUCUUGGGAACUAAUCAAUGAGGAUCUUGCUGAUCAAGUGGCCAGUGGCAAAACCAUCUUCGCUCGGGUUUGCUCAAUUCAAACAUUCACCAGUGCAUGA